This is a messenger RNA of Phytophthora sojae, 501 nucleotides long. RefSeq lists its product as hypothetical. The record is from RefSeq and is a predicted model, not a curated record. The transcript has a single exon. Bases 1 to 501 code for a protein of 166 amino acids. Lineage: Eukaryota; Oomycota; Peronosporomycetes; Peronosporales; Peronosporaceae.
AUGGCUAUAGCGAAGGGAGACGUAUUCAGAUGCGGAGAGACCGCGACCCACGCCAUGCAAGACUACGCUUUGUCGAUCUCGAAACGCGUCAAGGUGGCAGGGUCCGGAGGAGGGCACAGGCGGUUCGUGUGUAAAUCGGAGGAUUGCAAGUUUUUCGUCCAGCUUUAUCAGCGCAAGUUAAACGGAAAAAAACUGCCUACAUGGUACAUCAGCUCGCUGGACUUGGAGCACGUCAAUUGUACCUCUGUCCCAAAAAUGACCAGCCGUCAACUGCGCGCUGAACCAGUCUUCCGCAAUGCCGUCCUCUCGAAUAUUUCUGCAACAGCCCCGGAGCUUAUCGCCCGAGUUCAACGAAUGAAGAGUGUUCUGCUGCCAAACAGCAGCAUCGUGUACCGGUCAAAGAAUGCCCUCACAGAAGGCACCGCGGAGACGCAAGCGCAGUGGUAUCAGCGUAUACCUUCCCUACUGGAGAGUUUUGCAGCGGCUAAUCCUGGCUCCUAA